Messenger RNA from Striga asiatica, 330 nucleotides. NCBI's taxonomy places the organism in Eukaryota, Viridiplantae, Streptophyta, Magnoliopsida, Lamiales, Orobanchaceae. The record is from the annotation of a GenBank genome assembly.
AUGACCCCACAAUCGAGCGCCUUGGACUCGGUCACAUUCCCGGAGCCCGAGUCUUUGUCUUCCAUAUACAAGGGCUCCACGAAUUUCCCUGAAAACUCUGGCGUAGGCUUACACCGGGCCCACACGCUCAAAUCCUUGAUUUUCUUGCCGUUGAGCUUCCCGACCGAAAACCCUAGUUCCCACACGGCUGGAGACCGACUCGAUUUCGAAAGUCGGGAAGUGUGGCGGCUUGUUACUUACUACGAUUACGGUUUGGCUAUGAUAAGCAGCGAAACUGAACCACAAAUGAAGGUGGCGCAGCAGACGGCGGAGGACGAUGGUUCCUUUUGA